AUGAAGCGCUUUGUCACACCAUUUUUGGCAACUGUGCCUUUGAGUCGUAACUUCUUUGGGAAAGGUUGGGAUAAUGCGGCGUUGGACACAAUUUUCAGCUGCAUGCUUCGCAAGCCCGAAGUAAAUGACCGCAUCAGAAGUCAGUACGCCUCGACGAUGGAUCCUCGUGAUGCCGAUGUUCUGCGUCGAUUAGGUGAAGUUGCCAAAGAAAACAAGACAUACAUUCGGGUGUUUCUUCCACCUCACUUGGGUGACCCACAUCGACUAUUGAAGUGUUACAGCCUCACAGCUUACCCAAUCCUUGAUGACAAAGGUGGACAACUUACUGUUGAGAUGGAUGGACACCACCUCGAGGCAUUUGCUGACCCUGAUGACGAUUAUGCAAAGGUGGUUAUACCACACAUUGAGCUCGUGGAUUUUUUGGCAAAGUCCCUUCUGGAGACCAUGAAGUGGGAGGCCACUCCCCGAGGUGCCGCCUCGCUUCUCGAAUCGCUUUAUCGUGGAGCGGAGAUACCAGAUCAUGUGUUCCAGACACCUGCUGUCAUUGAACGACCUGAGAUUUUCAAGGAUGGGAACAAAAUCAGUAACUAG
Messenger RNA from Trypanosoma brucei brucei TREU927, 591 nucleotides. Its product is annotated as cytochrome c oxidase subunit V, putative. NCBI's taxonomy places the organism in Eukaryota, Euglenozoa, Kinetoplastea, Trypanosomatida, Trypanosomatidae. The coding region runs from base 1 to 591 and encodes 196 amino acids. The record is from RefSeq and is a predicted model, not a curated record. The transcript has a single exon.